AUCUACCACAACUCCAAUUUUCAGAGAGACAAGCCCAGGCUCCUGGAGAAUAUCCAGAGAAAAGAUUACCUCAGAAACACCGCUCAGCAAGCAACCUGUGUCCCAACUCCAAAGAGAAAGAAGCUGGUAGCUACAAGACGCUCCCUACGUAUCUAUCACAUCAAUGCCAAGAAAGAAGCCAUCAAAAUGCGUCAGCAGGGAGUCCCCAGUGUUCAGGGACCCAGUGGCACUCAGUCCUUCAUGUUCUCUGGCAUGUGGUCCAAGAACAGUAUCACUGGGCAUCCCCUGGGAAAUAGGCCCCCUCAGGAACCAAAUGGCCCAAGUUGGGAGGGCACCUCUGGGAAUGUCACAUUUGCAUCUUCGGCUACUGCCUGGAUGGAAGGCAUAGGGCAAGUGCCUAGUAGCCCGGUUUACUCAGAUAAUGGUAGUGUAUUGUCUUGGUACAAUAUCUGUUACUCCAUUCUGUUGGCCACCCUCUCAGUCAUGUCUCCAAAUGAGCCCUCUGACAAUGACGAGGAGCAGGAAGGCUCUUCAGAUUACAAGUGUAAACUCUGUGAACAGUUCAGAAACAAUGCAAGUCUGUGAACUCACAGGCCACUAAUGAUCGAUAAAAGUUGCCAUUUGCUAAUGAGAAACACAUUUUUG
Messenger RNA from Chlorocebus sabaeus (green monkey), 645 nucleotides. NCBI's taxonomy places the organism in Eukaryota, Metazoa, Chordata, Mammalia, Primates, Cercopithecidae. The record is from RefSeq and is a predicted model, not a curated record.